Messenger RNA from Saccoglossus kowalevskii, 1852 nucleotides. Its product is annotated as adenine DNA glycosylase-like. Gene Ontology annotation, molecular function: purine-specific mismatch base pair DNA N-glycosylase activity; adenine/guanine mispair binding; oxidized purine DNA binding. Gene Ontology annotation, biological process: base-excision repair; mismatch repair. Gene Ontology annotation, cellular component: nucleus. NCBI's taxonomy places the organism in Eukaryota, Metazoa, Hemichordata, Enteropneusta, Harrimaniidae. The record is from RefSeq and is a predicted model, not a curated record.
AUUGCGAAACUGGCGUGUUUUCCAUGGAAGCAGCCAUUUUUAAAUUACUGACGUCAUUGUGCGCGGUGACCUAAGUUCAGAUGCGCAUAUGUAUAUUUCGCGGGAAAGUUGGGUCAGCUGUUGUCAAAUGUUUAUUUACAUACCGACAAUCGACGUCAAAAACCGAUGUAGCGGUCAUAACACACUGUGUGACAGAAUCUUGUAAAGUAAAGAUGGGUCGAAAGAAGAACAUUGCAGAAAAGAAGACGAAGAUAAAAAUGAAUGGUACAACUGCUGUGAAAAAAGAAGACUAUCCAUAUCAUUAUUUUAUUGAAGACUCUGUAAUAACAUCAAUGAGGAAAAGUCUUCUGCAGUGGUACGAUGAAAACAAAAGGGAGUUACCAUGGCGAAAACUUUCACAAUUAGAAGACGCUAAUAAAAGGAGUUAUGCAAUCUGGGUUUCUGAGAUUAUGUUACAACAAACUCAAGUUGCCACGGUGAUUGACUACUACAAUAAAUGGAUGCAGAAAUGGCCGACGUUGCAAGAUUUGGCUAAAGCAAAACUUGAAGAAGUUAAUGAAAUGUGGUCUGGUUUGGGAUAUUACAGUAGGGGUCGAAGGUUACAUGAAGGAGCACAGAAAGUUGUGAAUGAAUUGAACGGUGAAAUGCCAUCAACGGCUGAUCAACUGUUGCAGCUACUGCCAGGGGUUGGUAGAUAUACAUCAGCGGCUAUUGCUUCUAUAGCAUUUAACGAGGUAACAGGAGUGGUUGAUGGUAACGUUAUCAGAGUAUUGGCACGGAUGAGAGCCAUCGGAGCUUGAUAGCACCAGUCAAUGUGUCAUGGAGACAUUUGGGACCUUUCUAACACUAUUGUUGAUACCAAACGUCCUGGUGAUUUCAACCAAUCCAUGAUGGAACUAGGGGCCACUGUCUGCUCACCGAAGAAUCCCAAAUGCAAUGAAUGCCCUGUGAACAAUAUCUGCCAUGCUUUUGCUAAGGUGGAAAAUAAUAGAUGGCAGUCCACACAAAGAUUGUUGAAGAAAGAUGUUAAAAGUGAAGCCUUGGAAGAGGAUGCUGAGACAGAAAUACCUGAUAUUGAAUGUGCAGUAUCUAGUGGAUGUAAAUUAUGUAUUCCAAAUGAUGAAUCAUGGGAUAGUAAUCUGGGAGUUAUGAAUUUUCCAAGAAAAUCAAGAAAAAAACCAGCAAGAGAAGAAAAGACUGCUGUUUGUAUUGUCAAAAAGAGCAGUAAAAACGAAGAUGAGUUUUUACUGAUCAAGAGACCUGAAAAAGGGUUAUUGGCAAACAUGUGGGAAUUCCCAAGCGUACUCCUGGGUGCCUUGGAUAUUUCAGAGAAAAAGAGGCAAGUUGCCAUGGAUACAUACCUCAAGGAAAAUGUUACUAUGUUUAAUAUUAGAACUGUGCAAAAACGGCGUAAUGUGGGGCAGACGUACAUGAUAGAAACACUUACUGUGGACAGUAUGAAGAUAGAAUGUUGUCAUGACGAUCAGCCUACUUGCAGAUGGGUGACGAGGGAAGAUUUUGAUGGUUGUGCAAUUUCAACUGCCAUGAAGAAAGUGAUGCGAGAAUACGAGAGUUCAAUAGGACUACACAGAAAGGGUUCCAUAAAGAGGAAAGCUGAUGGGCCUGUGACCAAUGAAAGGGACAAGAAGAGACAAGUGGGCUUAAAAGCUUUUUUCAAACCAAAGACAACGUGAAUCAGUGGAUAAUUAUAUGUCACCAGUCAUAACUACUGACGUCAGGCUGGAGAUAUACUACAGUCAAAUGUCGAUAUCAUCAGAAGGUUUGAAGGCUAAUCAAUUUUUAAUUUAUCUGAGUGUGUGACAACACGGUUGUCAUCUGACAGCUUAGACAG